AUUGUUUCAACCGAAUAAAAUUACCGAACGGACCGUCACUCACGUUAAGGGUCAAAUAUUUUGAGGAUGUUCUGGUAGUGUCGUUGAAAUGUCAAGUUUCUCCAGAUCUGCCCAGCAAUGGGCAACCUUUGCCCGCUCCUGGUUCUUAAUUGAUGCCCGGAUGCAGCCUCCAGGGAAGAUCGCAAGCAUGUGUUCUGUUAGGUUACAGGGGAAACACAAACCUAUCUACCAUUCGAUGAGUGACUGUGGUGACCAUGUAGUAAUAAUAAACACCAAACACAUAGCUUUCUCUGGGAACAAAUGGGAGCAGAAAGUCUACUCAUCACACACUGGGUAUCCAGGUGGAUUCAAACAAGUCACAGCUGCCCAGCUGCAUCAAAAAGACCCAAAAGCUAUUGUGAAGCUGGCAAUUUACGGCAUGCUGCCUAAGAAUCUACACCGGCGCACCAUGAUGCAGCGAUUACAUAUCUUUGCUGAUGACGAGCUGCCAGAGGACAUCCGAGUCAACCUGACGGAGGAGCUGCCUCAGCCCAGAGAGAUCCCCAGGAAACUCAGCGAGUACACCCAGGAGGAGAUAGACGCCUUCCCCAGGCUGUGGACACCGCCUGAGGACUACAAGAUGGAAUGAAAUCAAGGCUGCCUGAUGUGAGCAAAACUGAAGAUUUUCCCACUGAUGCUACGCUGACAGCAAUGGUUUAAUCACAUCUACUUGUAGUUAUGAUACAUGACAUAAGUAUUAUAAAAGCCAGUGGCCAGAUUUCCUCUGUCCAAAAACUGAUUUCCUCUGUCCAGAUGAAACAUUACAAAAACAAAAUAUUGUGUGCUUCUGGGUAAGUCCCGAGAAAAAUCAGAUUUUGUGGGUUUUUCUCCAAUUAUACAACCAUGAAAUGAUCAGAUCUCACCCAUACAAAAAAUUAGAUUUGUUAGAGCUGAUCCUGCCUGUGAAGGUUUGUGGGUUUACAGCAAAACCAAUUCAUGUGUUACCAUGACAACAUUCAGGUCAUCAGUGCAGUUUCAGCAGAAAAUGUUAACUUUGGUCAGGAAAUCUUGAGCUUUGUCUGCCUGUCAGUGUGCUAGAAAUUUCCAUUUUGUUCUCUCAUAGAAAUACAUUCUUUUUAUUUGAAUUGUGAAAUAGGCUAAUAAACAAUUUAAUCAA
Messenger RNA from Toxotes jaculatrix (banded archerfish), 1156 nucleotides. It is a transcript of the gene mrpl13, whose product is annotated as mitochondrial ribosomal protein L13. The transcript has 7 exons. Gene Ontology annotation, biological process: negative regulation of translation; translation. The record is from RefSeq and is a predicted model, not a curated record. Lineage: Eukaryota; Metazoa; Chordata; Actinopteri; Toxotidae. Gene Ontology annotation, cellular component: mitochondrial large ribosomal subunit; ribosome. Bases 89 to 628 code for a protein of 179 amino acids. Gene Ontology annotation, molecular function: structural constituent of ribosome; mRNA binding.